UAUGGCGAGACUGAAACUGUCGGCGCGACACGGCUUAACACUGAUACUUCAGGAGAAGUGAUCGAUACUUCAGGAGAAGUAAUCAAUACCUCAGGAGAAGUGAUCGAUACAUCAGGAGAAGUGAUCGAUACCUCAGGAGAAGUGAUCGAUACUUCAGGAGAAGUGAUUGAUACUUCAGGAGAAGUGAUCGAUACUUCAAGAGAAGUGAUCGAUACGUCAAGAAAAGUUAUCGAUACGUCAGGAGAAAUGAUCGAUACUUCAGGAGAAGUGAUUGAUACUUCAGGAGAAAUGAUCGAUACUUCAGGAGAAGUGAUCGAUAAUUCAGGAGAAGUGAUCGAUACGCCAGGAGAAGUGAUCGAUACCUCAGGAGAAGACGCCGAUGUUUCAAGUUAUAUCGCUGAUAUUUCAAGAGAAAUAGAUGAUUCCUCAAGAGAGUGCAUUGAGAGUUCAAAAGAAAUCUCCGCCGGUAAUGCAAGAGACUCUACACCGGAAAUUGAUACCACGCAAUUUGAGGACACAAGAGACUCUACACCGGAAAUUGAUACCACGCAAUUGGAGGACACAAGAGACUCUGGCUUCAUACCUUCAGGUAAAACAAUGUUUCAAGCGAUAGCUGAAAAGUUUACCAAAGGUGUAUCUAGUGAUGAUGCCUACGUCCCAGUGAGCUCUAUUGCCAGUGCUCAUGAUCUGAAACUUCUUCAAAUUGUAGUCAAACGCAAAAAACGCCACUUCAUUUUCUGGAACAAAGUGACUUACAAGCCAUACAACUUUGAGCUAAGUGAUGUACUUUUGAAUCCACACACACCUAUGCGUGUUGAUGAAAUAUCGCAGGAAGCCUUCUGUAAGUGGCAUAGAACUAUUAAGUUGUCCCUCGGUGGCAAAUUUGGACUGGCUAUACUGGAUGAGCUCGGUGAUGUAUCAUUAUCAACAUCAGACACCGUCAACAUUGAGGCAAACUUAGGUCAGCUUAAUCUUGUUAAGCUAGAUUCUUCUAGUCUUGAAAGAGAACUUAUAAAAAGGAGAAUAAACUUGUCCCACGUCCUGAUAGAGCAAAUCCGACGGAACAAAAACAGUGUUUUAUGUGUGGUCCAGAGUAUCAUCAAAUUGGCUCAGGAUGCAGAAGUCAGAAGAACAGAUAAAUUUGAUAUCAGCGGUAAUGCCAGUGCCCAUAAUCCGGUUAAUGAAAGCAUUGCUGGCAAUGUCUCUGGGACACUAGAUGAUGAUAUUGUUCGUGAUAUAGGACUCAUAAAGAACCAGCCUAUAUCCUAUAAAGUAUGGGAGCUACAGGUCGACAAGUUUGGUGGGGAGAUAGUUCCUUGUAUAAACAGUGAUAUUUCAGGUGGAUUUAUUGACAGCGAUGACAUUGUAGGCCGUCCUCUUCAGCCAGCAAGUACUAUUGAUUCUGGAAAUACAGAAGGCCUAGAAACAGAUGGUGCUGGCAUUGCUUUACCAAAGCCAGUAGACUCUCCAGAGAAAGUUUACAGAAUUUUGCGACCCUUGCUUUCCAUGCCUGAGAUUGAACGAGGAAAAAUCAAAGAAUUGCUUUUUAAAGCUCCAGCUGAGGAUUUUGAAACUUUGGAUGUCCUUUUUGACCAGGUAGAGAACAGAUUCUCUGAUUCAGGAACCACAGAUACACUUUCAUUUCAAGGAAUCUCAGGCUUAAAAUUCAAAGACCGGACAACUUGCUGUGAUUUUCUUAAACUAGCUGGAUUUGAAUUGGAGGAAGAAAAAAUAACAUCACCUGUAGCACCCACGCCGGAAUUUGAAGCAUGCUGCCAUCUAUUAGAGGCUAUGACAGAACUACCAGAGGAUGUCAUGUUGUUAGUGCGAAGCUGCAAGUCAGAGUUCUGUCGCACUCUGCUCCAUGUGAUUGAAGAGUUCAUGAGGGGAAAGCCAAUGGUAGAGUUUACUCGAUACAUCGAACAGUUGGCUCGGGAUGAAACAGGAAUGAAGAUUUUAAAUGUCCUAAACAUAGAGGUGGACCUGAUAAGAAAGAAUCCUCUGAGGGCUCGCAGCUGGAGAUUCUCUGAUUGUAUAGAUGAAGUUUACUGGUGGCUCUGUGCUGUACUUUUACGGUGACAUCAGAAACAAUGACACUUUGUGACAUCACAGAGGGUUGUAGCCUAGCCAUACUCAACAAAUGAUAAAGGAGACAAGAGAUGUUGGUUCAAAGCCUUAAAGACUGUGCCAUAUCAAAAGUUGAUAUUUAUCUGGAGUUCAAAAAAACAAUUAAUGUUCUUUAGAAUUAGUAUCCUUGUGUCAAAGUGGCUUCAUAGUUUUCAGAAAAGAAAAUAAAGAAACUAUUUUGUCACAGAGUGCAAAUUUGGCCGUCUUGAAUCUGAGUCUACACAUCAAAAACUAGCUUUACAGGAAGUGGGAUAACCUUACUCCCCACACAUGAUAAUUGCUGUGAAAUUCCUUUGAGCUGGGAUUUCAUGAAAUGAGAGUGAUUUUUUCAUCAUGACAAUAUGUAGAGAAAUAUUGAACUGAAAUUUAACAUGAAGUUGUAUUGUUCACACUAAGUCAGCUAUAGAUGAACUUGUUGAUGGACAGGCGGCACAUUGGUGAUACACUUGCCUUUCACUAGAGUUUGAUUCUUGGGAUGAUUGGAAAAGGUAUGUAUUCAUGAACAGACAUGUUGGUUUUCCCUGAAUACUCCAGUGUCCUCCCACAGUAAGACUCCUCUUGCACAUUUCCAUCUGGGCCAUCAAAAGUGAUUAUUAUGUGUUGGAAAAUGUUUUGAAAAUUGUUGUUAAAUAAAGUUUAGAUUAAUAAACCCUUAAGUUUUGGUUACCCAAUCUCCAAUGCAGUUUAAAUAGUAACCAUGCUAAUCAUAAAACAGGAAUUUUAUGAAAAUAAAAAAUUCUCAUUUUUGUUAUUACAUUGUUGUAAUAAUGUUUUGUAAUACAUGGUCCUUUUUCAUGAAUCUUUCUCCACUCAAGGCAUUUUCCUUAACUUUUAAAAUAGCCCAUAAGAAAAGCAUUACAAAAAUUAAGGAAGUUUCCUUAAAUCUAAGUUUACCUUUAAGUUACGUAAUGCUUUCCUGUGGUAAUUAAGAUUUCCUUAAAUUAAGGAAGAUAUGUGGAACUGAUCUGUAUAUUCACUGUCACCAAUAUCUGAAGUUUUGUUGUGCUGAUAAUGAUAAUUGAAGAGCCUGGAAAAGGUCAUUGUAUUAUUGCUAUACUUACAGGAAUCUUGUGAUCAUGAACAUAAAGGUAUUUGUCAUUGGGGCUAAAAGGAGACAGUGUUAUUACAGGACAUUUAAAUAGCAUGGACUUGAUUUUUUGCUGAUUAGCAAUAUACAGACAAACCUGUCUUAAAGGUCACCUUUAUACAAUGUCCACCUGCCUUUGUUGUCAUUGUAAUUGAAGUCAUAGUAAAUUAAAAGUCACCUGUGUAUAAAGGCCACUUUUCUCUGCUCCAUUGAAUGGCCUUUACCACCUGUGUAUAAAGGCCACUUUUCUCUGCUCCAUUGAAAGGCCUUUACCACCUGUGUAUAAAGGCCACUUUUCUCUGCUCCAUUGAAUGGCCUUUACCACCUGUGUAUAAAGGCCACUUUUCUCUGCUCCAUUGAAUGGCCUUUACCACCUGUGUAUAAAGGCCACUUUUCUCUGCUCCAUUGAAUGGCCUUUACCACCUGUGUAUAAAGGCCACUUUUCUCUGCUCCAUUGAAAGGCCUUUACCACCUGUGUAUAAAGGCCACUUUUCUCUACUCCAUUGAAUGGCCUUUACCACCUGUGUAUAAAGGCCAUUUUCUCUGCUCUCUUGAAUGGCUUAUAUAGACAGGUUUGAAUGUGUGUAUAUAUAUAUAUAUAUAUACAUGGGUUGACUUCCUCAUGACAAAUAAUGAAAAAUAAUAGAAAAUUUAUCUGUAAAGGAAUUGAAACCAAUUAAGAAUGGAUACCAAAAUAGCUAGAUAAUUGAUUGGUAGAGUUCCAGAAUGACCUGAUGAUCUCAGAAAUGCAGAUAUCAAGUAUAAUUCUUCAUGUAAAUUUUUACAUAGAGAUAAUUUUUACAACCAGUGACUUUGGAAGUUUUUAAUCAGUGUUUUCCAUAAGAAUUAAAUACAAAAACUGGUGCAAUAUCUAGAUUUAAAAUUAACACAGAUAUAUCUUUUUAAUCAUAUAAUUAUGUGUAUUCAAAUAUUGAUUUGAAAUGGGAACCUGAUUCCCAUUUAUGUGUGAUAUUCGUACAACUAUAUAUGUUCAAAUAUCAGUUUAUUGAAUUCAUUGAAUGGUUCAUACAGUACUUAUUCUAUUUUUUAUAAAACAUGCUGAAUACUGUCAUUAUUUUUUUUAUUUUUUGAUAUCACAUGAAUGGAACAGUGAAAUGUUGUAAACAUAUUUAAUAUGAAACAAUGAAAUUUUAGUUCAUUGACGUUUUCUGCCCAAUUAGUGGAAUAAGUGCAUGCAUCCAUAAAAGUUACUUUAUAAGCAACAUAAGUAACUGCAGUACGUGUAAUCAUAUUUUAGUACAAUACUUUCUGUUCGAGACCGUUAAAAUAUGACAACCGCUGAAAUAUGUAUGGUUACAGAAGGCAAAUGAGGGUUAUGAUAUUUGAAACAAAAUGGCAUCAUGUGAUAUGCUGUUUGAGUUUGUUCAUCAGUACAGAUUUAGACAUCAUUUUUAUAUGUCGCCGGAGGCGGUCGUAUAUUGGCAUCAUCUUCUCCUUCCGUACGUCCAUUUCUUGUGAAAGCAACUCCUCCUAAACUAGUCAUUAGAUUUUCAUGAAACUUGCCCAAUGUCACUACUACAAUGGGUAGAUGUGCAUGAUGGGGCUAUUUUUCGGUUCUUUGAUUUUUGUAAGAUUUAUGCCAUUUUCGACUUUGUAUCUGUAGCUUGCUCAUAGUGGAGCCUUGUGAAUGCAACUCCUCCUAAACUAAUCAUCAGAUUUUCAUGAAACUUGCUCAAUGUCACAACUACAAGGGGUAGAUGUGCAUGAAGGGGCGAUUUUUGUAAGAUUAUUAUAUUUUGUGGCGGCAUAUAUUGUGUCCACGGCACUCUUGUUGGGGGAUUUUGUGAUGGUGUAGAAAUAGUUAAAAAGCUGUACCUAUUUUUAACUACAUGUAUGUGAAAUGUCCAGAAAUGAGGUGGAGACAGUCAAGGAAACAAAUGUAAAAUUGUCUCCUGUCAUGAUUGGCAGAAUUAUGUCACAUGAUAUUUGCAAGAUAUAUAUAUUCAGUAAGAAAUGAAAUGUUAAAUGCUUUUUUUUUUUAUUGUUACCAAAUAUACACAUUGUUACUUAAAUAAGAAUUAAUUAUAAAGACUUCUACACAACACGUAUUUGUAUUUGUAUCAUGGUCAAUUAGCAUUUCACAGUGACACACCAGGAAUGGCUCAGUCACAAAACAAAUGAAAUUCACAUGUCUAUGAGGAAAUCAUUUUUGUCCAAUUUUACUGUCACAAAAAUUAAUGCCAAGACAUCGAAACUUUCAUUAAAAAAUACACAAUUUUAUCUGUAUUACAGUUAUCUUAUAUGGGCCCUUUUCCAUGGAUGAUUGACAGAAUUCAGGAUUUUUACUUUGAGCUUUUUAUAAGAGACCAUGAUGCAGGUAACUCAAAUGGCAUCUUAGUCAGAUGGAAACCUGAUUGUAUUAAUAUCUUUUUUAUAAAUUCUAUUUUCAACACUUUUUAUGUUUAUGCUACAAAAAUUUCUCAUACACAUUCGUCAUGUCAAAAUAAACUUUAAUUCAUAGGUAGGUGUUGGACCGGAACCCUUGGUAAUAGAAGAUGAAAAUUUACAUCAAAAUAUAUGAAGUCCUUUCUUGUCAAAUGACAUAAAAAAUGUAUAGUCAUGACCUUCAAGAUCAAGGGUAUCGCUCUGUGUUGCAGUGGGGUCGCCUGCUUCUCCUUAUAACCUUCAAGGUUGCCUGGUGGUUGUGUCAGCUUUUGAGCUUGCCCGGGGAUCGCCCCACUUUCACUUUAUUGUGUUUUAAGUAAUUUUGCUUAUUUGUAAUUAGAUAGGUUUUUGUAUCUUUUGCUUUGUGCCAGUUUAUAUCGUUUUUUGUAAUUUCAGUAGGAGGGUUAGAUAGUAAGCAGCCCCUACGAUUACCAAAACCUUGUUUAGAUUAUUUAUUUCUAUGUCCUGAACAAGGUAAAGUUCAAAUUUUGAUAUUUAAUAAAUUUUCAUUUUCUCUGUCAACUGCUGUUUGUGUCAUGUAUAAAGGUAGCAGUACAGUUUCGCGGUGUGGCCAUGGGUGAUUUUUUUUGCUCAUCAGAUUACCCCAUUAUAAAGGCUUUAAUUAAAAUCUAAAAAAUAAAUCCUUGCUAAAAUUGGUCUUGUCAAUGUUGAAGUGGACAAAGUGGGGUUUCCUUUUUUUCAGAAUAAUAUUUUAGCUUUGUGUUAGAGAUUACUCUUUGAGCAGUCUCAAAUCUGUGUCUACAUAUUAAAAACUAGCUUUACAGGAAGUGAAAUUUUCAUAGUGUUUAGAUGAACAUGUUGUGAAGGAUUUCGGAGUUGGAAUUUGCUGAAAUGUUAGUAGUUUGUUACCAUGAAAGAGUUGUUGAUUUUAAGACAGGUGUUCAGAAAUAAAUUUCUUGCAUAAAGUUGUAAUGUUAGGUUGAAAUUAGCAGUAUUUUUGCAUUUUUAGCAUUUUUUCAGUUGGUAACCAUAGCAAUCACAUGUCAGAAAUCAGAGGAAAUUUUUGAUUUUCGCAAAUUUUAUCUCUCUACUAUUAAUGUAACUGUUAUGUAUGUAAUUCAUAAAUAAAUAUACAUGUAAUGAUGUAUUUUUCAUAACCAAACUGCUUUACCUGUAUAUCUCAAACAUGACCCAAUAACUUCAGGAAAAAUGCAAAUUAACUGUUUCCUGCUACCUAAUGGGUCAUCAAGUUAAAAAGCCCUUCUGAUGAAUUCUAUUGUAUAAUUAUGACAUCAGUAGGUAUUUUAUAAAGAUGGGCUAUGUUGUUUGAACAUUAUACUGACUAUAUAAGAUUAUUAAAAAUAUUAAAUUUGAAACUUUUAAAUAUUGAUCCAAAGUAUCAUAAUAUCAGGUAAUUCUAGCAUUUUUCAUAAUUUGAGCAGGUUAAGACCUUGUCAGUAUCAGGCUGACCUGAUGAAAUCAGAUAUGUUGCUGACAUCUAUUUCGUUUGGGUGGUCGAUUUGGGAUUGCGGGAUUUGUGUGCAGAAUGUCAUUGACUUGGUAUCAGAUAUUUUACAGUGAAUGUGAUUAGAGAUUGAAGUGAUGAUCAGCCUUCUGUUUUCUGGUGUCGUUAAGAUGUUCAGGGACACAGAAAUGCGAAUUAAUAUUAUCGUUAUGUACAGAUCUGCCAUUAUUGCGUUGUAUUCAUGAUUUUGAACCAGAAGGCUGUACAUCUGAUGCAUAGAGUAUAAGACGGAAGCCAUUUUUCUACACAUUAUAUAUAGCGACACGAGACAUCACUUGUUCAGUGUCAAGCUAGUCUAUAUCUUGAAAUUAGUACAUGACACUGAAUUACUAAUGUUUGGUGUGCAUAGUUUAUCUGUAGUUCUGAAAACCUGAAAAGGGUGUUUCUAACUUUUGCAUGAGAACAAUAAUAAACUGUUUAAAAGUACA
Messenger RNA from Ylistrum balloti, 7534 nucleotides. Its product is annotated as gasdermin-E-like. Gene Ontology annotation, cellular component: cytoplasm. The transcript is spliced from 9 exons. NCBI's taxonomy places the organism in Eukaryota, Metazoa, Mollusca, Bivalvia, Pectinida, Pectinidae. Bases 247 to 2079 code for a protein of 610 amino acids. The record is from RefSeq and is a predicted model, not a curated record. Gene Ontology annotation, biological process: programmed cell death.